UCGGAUCUCUUCGACUGAGUCCGUAAACAGCAGCUGGUUAGCAAUACGAUCACCGGCAGGCAACUUGGGGCAGGUGUCCUCUUCGCUAAUGGUCGGUGUUUUUGGUCGAGAUUUUUUCAUUUUAAUAUUUUAGAAGCCUGUUUUUAAGGGGGGUCAACAUGAGAGGAAGGUGGGUGUGUGAAGAACCCCACCGCAGCAGCAGGAGUAGUUCCCCGUAUAGGCUACAGACCACUGUCCGUCGCCUUUCGUCUUGCUUAUCGUCUACUAGCUUAACUCGCUGUUAGCUUCACGUUGUGGUAGUCUUUUUGUAUUAUUAUACUCGCGUACCGUCCAUUCCCCCCCUUAUCUGACACUUGAGUCGGAAACAAGCCCCGCAACGAGGAGGAGCAUCACGCUGGUGUUUAUUACCUACUCGUCGUGAACGAGCAAACGGAGUCGAGACAAGACAGGCGGACAAGAGACAACAUGUUCGAGACAAGAGGAAUCCCUUUUGUGGUGCUCGACGUCGUCUGCCUCGUGCUAGUUGGACUCCCAUUCGUAAUACUCACUGCGCAACACAAACCUUUCCGCCGAGGCUUUUUCUGUAACGAUGAUUCAAUCAAGUACCCGCUUAAAGAGGACACCAUUUCCUAUCAGUUGUUAGGAGGUGUCAUGAUUCCACUCACAGUGCUCACUAUGAUCUUCGGCGAGUGCCUCUGCGUUUAUCUCAAGCGCCUCAAGUCCAAGUCGUCUUUCGGCACCUACGUGGCCCGCGUGUACAAGGCGGUUGGCACCUUCCUGUUCGGCGCCGCCAUGAGCCAGUCGCUGACCGACAUCGCCAAGUACUCCAUCGGCCGCCUCAGACCACACUUCCUGGACGUGUGCAAACCUGACUGGAAGCUCAUCAGCUGUUCAGCGGGCGUCUACGUCGAAAACUUCACCUGCACCGGAAACCCCACCAUGGCCAACGAGGGCAGGCUGUCCUUCUACUCCGGCCAUUCGUCCUUCUCCAUGUACUGCAUGCUGUUCCUGGCGCUCUACCUGCAGGCUCGGCUACAGGUGGACUGGGCCCGCCUGCUGAGGCCCACCCUCCAGUUUUUCCUCAUCGCCGCGUCCAUCUACACGGGCUUGUCCAGGGUGUCCGACUACAAGCACCACUGGAGCGACGUGCUGACGGGCCUUCUGCAGGGAGCGCUCAUGGCCAUCCUGGUGGUCUUCUGUGUGUCUGACUUUUUCAAGCAGCCUCUGGUCUCACUCAAGGAGGAGGACAUCGCCCACACCAGCCUCCAGGAGACCCCCACGAACGGAAACCACUUUGAGAGUCCCAACUAAAGCCAAAAAGGAGCAGGAGCGAAAGAACCGGACCUGGGAUGGUAGUUCUCCAGCUUUGGCAUCGCAUGCAGAGCGUGUCUUUUUUUUUAUUAUUUAAAUGGCCAAGGGCCGUGAGGAUGGCAAGCAUUUGAGCAUGAAUCUACUGAGUCGGUGGGAAGAUUGUACUGCAUGCACCCACUGGAGAGCAGGACUAGACCACUACUUUGGAUUGGGGAGGGUUGGGGGGAAGGGGAGGUUUGAACCUGUGAUUGUAAGCCUGCGUUGUGUAUUUCUUUACUGGGAGCCAAUCUGCUUCAAGCUCCCUCACUGAGGUUCACUUUGAGGUCAACUACUGCGUGUCCAUUAAAGGGCUAAUCGAAAGAAUGUCGCCAUGUCCCACGUGAUGAUGCUCCUCUUCGGUCAUCUUGACCCGGGACAUGCGAUGAAGACAGAAUUGACAUGUUUGUGUCCUGUGAUGCCUUCUUUGUGCGAUUGCUAUUGCUGCUGCCGCCGCAUAUCCCCAAAAAUGUUAAUAUAAACACACCACUAUGUAUGUUUGUCUCAUCUGUAUGUCAUCUGUUUAGCAUACAGACUUUUAUUGAAAAAAGUUAAAUAUGUACAAAUGUCUAAAACAAGAAAAGGAAAAAUAAAGCCAUUUCACUUAUUAACACUAACAAAA
Molecule: messenger RNA, 1969 nt
Organism: Doryrhamphus excisus (bluestripe pipefish)
Lineage: Eukaryota; Metazoa; Chordata; Actinopteri; Syngnathiformes; Syngnathidae
Gene: plpp1a
Product: phospholipid phosphatase 1a
Biological process (GO): signal transduction; phospholipid dephosphorylation; phospholipid metabolic process
Cellular component (GO): plasma membrane
Molecular function (GO): phosphatidate phosphatase activity
Source: RefSeq, a predicted model, not a curated record